AUGUCCAUCAGCCAAAGCAGCAAGAACACGCCCCAAGUCCAACUCCAGAGUAUGGGCAGUCACCGCAUAGGCAACGCUGGGCAAGGUUUCCGCAAGCACAGGAAUCGUUGUAGCUCCACGUGCGGCUCAGUGUGCGGCUACUACGUGCCGUGGAUGAACGACCUGGACGUGCGCGUGUACAUGGUGGUGAUGCUGCCGGUGUUCCUGGGCCUGGUGCUGGUACGACAGCUGAAGCACAUGGUGCCGGUGUCGCUGGCGGCCGACGCGGCCCUGCUGGUGAGCAUCGUCGUCAUCCUCUACUACACGCUCUCAGGCGUGCCAAGUAUUAACGAGCGCGCCCUCGUGCUACAGUUCUCGCAGUUACCACUCUUCUUCAGCACCGUCAUCUUUGCCAAGGCGGGCAUCUAUGCUAUGAUGCCUGUGGAGAACAGCAUGAAGAACCCACACCACUUUCUAGGCUGUUCAGGCGUGCUCAACACUGCUAUGUCCAAUGUUGUCAGCCUGUACAUCGUCACUGGCUUCUGCAGUUACAUGAAGUACGGAGAAGCUACUGAAGGCAACGUAACACUCAAUCUGUCUAGCGACGAGCUGUAA
Schistocerca nitens (vagrant locust) is the source of this 594-nucleotide messenger RNA. RefSeq names its product proton-coupled amino acid transporter-like protein CG1139. NCBI's taxonomy places the organism in Eukaryota, Metazoa, Arthropoda, Insecta, Orthoptera, Acrididae. The coding region runs from base 1 to 594 and encodes 197 amino acids. Gene Ontology annotation, biological process: amino acid transmembrane transport. The record is from RefSeq and is a predicted model, not a curated record. Gene Ontology annotation, cellular component: vacuolar membrane. Gene Ontology annotation, molecular function: amino acid transmembrane transporter activity. The transcript has 3 exons.